AUGGGUAGUGCUAUAUCAAAGUUAACACCUAAAGUUAUCUAUUUAUUAAUUAAUGGAAAUAUUGAAAGAAUUUUAAUUACAUUAUCAUGUACAAGUUUUGAAAUACAUGAUUUAAUUUGUAUCCUAUCAAAUGUUCCAAAAUCAUCUAAUAUCAUUAUAACUGAUGUGAAUGGAUUACAUGUACCAUGUUCUGGUUCAAUGUUAGCUAAUACAUAUAAUACACCAUAUACUGUGACGAUUACACAAAGUUCAGAACCAAGUGAAAUAAGCCUCAUUGUUCGAAUGUUUGAAUCAAUCACAAAACAAAUGAAUGAGUAA
Messenger RNA from Schistosoma rodhaini, 318 nucleotides. The record is from the annotation of a GenBank genome assembly. NCBI's taxonomy places the organism in Eukaryota, Metazoa, Platyhelminthes, Trematoda, Strigeidida, Schistosomatidae.